AUGCACGCCAUCACCCCAAUUAUCUCCUUCUCCCUCCUAUGGCUGGCCUCUGCAAGGCCAUUUGUGCCUGAUGCAGUAGAAGCCGCCGCGACGGCAGUGCAAUGCGACGCAAAGGACUUCUGCAGCGGCGUCCCCAGCCCUGCAGCAUCGGACCAGUACAUUUGCGGCGACAAUCGCCUCGGCCCAAUCGACCUUCAGAACAGGGAGAUCCUCACAAACAGUGUCCUGGGCCCUCUGCUCACCAGCUACAACCCCUUUGCCGGGAGCUGCCCCGGCGCCUUUCUGUCCGAGUACGGCGCAGACAGGGGGCUGAGGUAUCCCCAGAAGGAUGGGUUCCAGCUCGACGCAAACGGAGACCCCGUCAUGACAAACACAACUCUCACCCCAGGAACGCUGAUUGACCGUUUCGGCGCGGAUCGGGGGUUCUUCGUGGCCCCGUACGGCACCCCGUACGAGCAGCGAUCCCUCCCGCCCAUGAACUUGGCAAACAACCCCAAGUAUUCAGAUGGAACCCCGUACAACUUCCACGUCUAUCAAGUAAUCAAGGAGCUUGUGGUGCGGGAAGGGCCCAUCGCACCUUGGUUCGGGCAGCCCGGCAAGGGCACCCAGUACGUGCUGAGUACGAGCGUCAAGCAAGCAGUCGCGGACGGGUUUCUGGUUGAGACCUGCAGCCCGGGUAUUCAUGGGUGCGGAAACGCCCCCGGCACCAACGUCCCGACGCAGAUUCUCUGCAGCAGCAGCGGCAGAUGGGAGACUACCGGAGAGUGUGGCAGCGGCCAGUUUUGCAGGCUUCAACCUACGAAUCAGAUGCCGUCCUGCCAGGCCAAGAGUGUCGUGGCCAGGUGA
Metarhizium brunneum ARSEF 3297 is the source of this 846-nucleotide messenger RNA. RefSeq lists its product as uncharacterized. NCBI's taxonomy places the organism in Eukaryota, Fungi, Ascomycota, Sordariomycetes, Hypocreales, Clavicipitaceae. The record is from RefSeq and is a predicted model, not a curated record.